This is a messenger RNA of Cuscuta campestris, 2776 nucleotides long. NCBI's taxonomy places the organism in Eukaryota, Viridiplantae, Streptophyta, Magnoliopsida, Solanales, Convolvulaceae. The record is from the annotation of a GenBank genome assembly.
ACCAAAAGUUUCCUUCUACACUUAUAUUAACUUAUAUAUAUUUUUUUAUUUUACAAAAUAAUCAUCUUUCCUUCAACUUCUUGGGAACCUCUUUGCAUACCUUUCUUUUUUUCUUCUAUAGUGUAGAUAGGUGAAAUUGUGAAAACUAUUGUGUAAUUGAUGAUGUACUCACACUUCAUUUGGGGAGUCCAUUGCAAUGGUGAACGCAAUUUUUGCACGACAAAACGAAACUGAGCUGAUCAAGAAUGGACUUUUGGUGUGCCGUCCAUUGCGCAAAGGCCAUGGCCGCAGCAUCUUCUACGGCGAGAGCCCUUUGGAUCACUCGAUGCCUCUUAUCUAUGCGCAGAUCUCUUUCAUUAUCCUCAUCACCCAGCUCCUCCGUGUUCUUCUCAAGCCGCUCCGCCAGCCCAGAAUUGUUUCUGAAAUCAUUGGAGGUAUAAUUAUAGGUCCAUCAGUUCUUAGCCGCAGCAAGAAAUUUCGUGAUCAUCUAUUCCCAGAUAAUGCUAAAUUUGUCACGAGAAACAUAGGGCUUAUGGGAUUCAUGUAUUUCCUCUUCCUUUCUGGGGUGAAGACCGAUCUUUCUGUUAUAAAGAAGGUAGGAAGAAAGUAUUGGUAUGCAGCCGCGUUUAUCGUUUUCAUCCCUUUCAUGUGUGUAAUUUUUGCUGCAAUUCCUCUACGAAAGUAUAUGGAAAAGGAGGUUGCAAAAGCCUCUUCGAUAUUUGAAAUUGCUUCCGAGUUUGCAAUCACGGCAUUUCCUGUCAUCUAUCCCAUUAUCAAAGAGUUCAAUCUCCUUAGCUCAGAAAUGGGAAGGACAGCCUUGUCUAUAGCAGUGGUCAGUGACGUGAUUGGGAACCAAUUCUUAUUAAUAUUUGAUGCGUCCAAACAAGGCGAAGUAAAGAGUUUUGCUGCUUUAUGGUUCACGCUUUCAACAAUCUUUAUGAUGGUGUUCAUCUUCCUGGGCCUUCGACAUGUCAUGUCUUGGAUAGUACGUAUAACACCAGAAGGGAAACCGGUUGAUCAGGUUUACGUGAUUGCCAUAUUGCUAGGAGUCAUGGUUAUCGGAUUUUUUGGUGACUUUUUUGGGUUAUCCCUUGCCAAUGGGCCAUUAUGGCUUGGACUGGCAGUUCCGGACGGGCCUCCAUUAGGAGCAACUAUAGUGGAAAAGACGGAGACAUUUGUUUUGGAGCUUCUGAUGCCCUUUUCAUAUGCGACUGUUGGGAUGAUCACUGAUAUAUCUUCUAUAGGUGGCCAUUGGUCCGUUUUGCAACCUGUUUUCAUAAUUGGUAUAGUUGGUUAUAUAACCAAACUGUUUUCCAUUCUCUUGGCUUCUCGUUUCUUAGACAUGCCAUUAAGAGAUGGUCUGGCUCUUAGCCUCAUCUUGAGCCUCAGAGGUCAAAUUGAAGUUUUGCUGUAUAUACACUGGAUGGAUGUCAGGAUAAUAACGGCUCCAUACUAUGCAAUGCUGGUGGUGAUGACACUGGUGGUGACAGGCAUAAUCACACCUUUGCUCAGCAUAUUCUAUGAUCCAACAAGGCCUUAUAGGGUUAACAAUAGAAGGAACGUUCAGCACACCCCUCUGAAUGCUGAAUUGAAAAUCAUAGCUUGCAUUCACGGGGAGGAGAACGUUCCAGGGCUACUCAACCUCCUGGACCUCGCGAAUCCAACGGUCAACAGCCCUUUCUCAGUGUACGCGAUACACCUUAUUGACCUAGUGGGCCGGGCUGCCCCGGUUUUCAUAGAUCACCAGUCUGACCCGCCCGAACAACAAAACUCCAAACAGUCAUUUGCUCAAAUCCAAAUCCGCAACGCGUUGAAGCUUUUCGAGGAGGGUAGAGAAAACAUCCGGAUCCAUCCUUUCACAUCGGUGUCUCCAAAGAGAAGCAUGUACCAGGACAUAUGUGAGCUGGCUCUCACAAAGAAGACUUCUCUCAUCAUCUUGCCGAUCCGAGCGGGCUCAGGUGGCGGAGACGUGGUGGUUUCCGAUGGGUACCAGUCGGUGAACUCCAGUGUAUUAUCCCACGCCCCUUGCUCUGUUGCCUUACUCGUCGACAGAGGUUUUGCCCCUCAAAACAGCAUGAGGAUCUCAAACUACCAUUUCGCCUUCCUUUUUCUUGGAGGAGCCGAUUCACGCGAGGCACUCGUGUGUGCUGACCGGAUGGCCUCCCGGCCGGAGAUCUCUCUCACCGUAAUCCGGUUCCUCACGCACAACGGCGAAGGGGACAAUGAGAUGGAGAAGAAACUGGAUGAUGGGCUGGUGACGUGGUUCUGGGUGAAGAACGAGGCAAACAGGCAAGUUGUGUACAGGGAGGCAGUGGUGAGGAACGGGGAAGAAACGGUCGCCACGAUUCAGGCGAUGAAGGAGGGCGACGAUUACGAUCUGUGGAUAGUUGGGAGGAAGCAGGGGAUAAACCCCGUGCUCUUACAGGGGUUGACGAACUGGAGCGAAAACCACGAGUUAGGGGUCAUAGGGGAUUAUGUGGCGAAUUCGGAUCUAGGCGGCACUUCUUCUUUGUUGGUAGUGCAACAGCAGAUUCUGAGAGGGAGAGAGAGUGCUUAUAGUGCUUUAGUUGGCAGAUUCUCAUGGUGUCUGUAAUGUAAGUAGUUUGGCUAUUAGUUAACGUUUCUCACUCACUCUCUGUCUCUGUGUAUGUAGAUUAGCAAUAGGAAACCAUGGUAGCUAAGACUGUCACAAUGUACAAACAUUUGUGUUCUUUUCUGUUGAACAAAGAUUUUCUUAGCUCAAGCCUUGUGUCUCAUAUAAAAGGUUUCAUAUUUC